Haemonchus placei is the source of this 237-nucleotide messenger RNA. The record is from the annotation of a GenBank genome assembly. Lineage: Eukaryota; Metazoa; Nematoda; Chromadorea; Rhabditida; Trichostrongylidae.
AUGGAUCUCGUUGCGUUGUUGAUCUGGGUGUUUGAGUCAAACCGUUAUUAUCUCAUCAGUACAACCGAAGACCUCAUGACGCGGCAUCCUUUCGACGAGUCACCGAUGGCGGUUAUCGCUGGCCUUGCUUGCUUUGGCCCUGGUGCAAUAUGGAGCCGAUCUGGAGGUGGCAGCAUAAAAUGCAAAAGCGUAGGCGCCUCGAGGAUCCGAACCAUCAACCCAGCCCAGUCGUCCUAG